CUUUGCUCUGGUUGUGGUGGAGCUUUCAUUAGCUUCGUCGCACCCACCGUCGCCCUCUUCGUGUCCUCUUCGGCUUAGUCUUAUUGCCGGCAAUAACUACGCUGCUGCCGAACUGAGACCUUCCGCGGGACCGCCGGGCCGGUCCACCAUCACACCGCAAGCAAAGGCGUGCUCCUUCGUCGCCUGCGGGGAUGCUUCGCCACGCGCGGCGGCGCUCCGGCUACGGCCCCCAGUUCUGCGCCGCCGCUGCUGCCCUCCUCCUCCUCGUCUCCCUCUCCGUCCUUCAUUCCCGCCUCUCUUCCGCCCCCUCUUCCUUCCCUCUCCGCCUCGGCCUCCCCUCCGUCCUACCCCGUCGCGCCCCCUCGGAUCGCGACCCCGCUGCCCUCUUCGACGACGCCGACGACAACGCCCUCAACGAGACCGCCGCCGAAGACGACCGGAUCGACGAGCUCGACGUGCUUGAGGAGGAGGAGGAGAUGGACCGCGGCCGGAGUGCCCAGGAGGAGGAGGAGGGAGACGCCGAUGAGCAGGAUCCCGACGAGCCAGCGGUCACCCGGACUCUUAGCUCCGGCCUGUUCUGGGAUCACGCCCUCGGCGUUGCCCGGAGGCGGUUCGGCCAGCUGGAGCAGGAUCCGCGCGGCGACCGCUUCCUUGAUUCCUACGAUGCCCGUCACUUUCGGACCAAGACCGCGUUCGGGUCGGACGACCAGCCGGUGGAUGAGGACGUGCGGCUGAAGCUCGACUCGAUCCGGAGGAUCGAGGAUGCGCUUCUGCUCAAGGCGGGCUCCGGUGACUCGCCUCUGCGGGAGGGGUGGGCGCGGUGGCUCGAGGGGAAGGGGAAUUUCCUCCGGCGGGAUCGGAUGCUCCGCUCGAACCUCGAGCUGUUGAACCCCAAGAACCAUCCUUUGCUUCAGGAUCCGGACGGGCCCGGCCUGGCGACCCUCACUCAAGGCGAUCGGAUGGUUCAGAGGGUGCUGCUGAAGGAGAUGGAGAGUAUUCCAUUUAAUGUGGGUGGGGGUGGUGAGGCUAAAAGAGCCGACGGAAGAAGAAAACUAGAAGUGGAGAAUACGAGAAGGCAAGAGGAAAUUCCGGACGGACAGAGGAAAAGAACUACUUCGGAGGAGGAGGAGGGUCGAGUGCAUGCCGAUGGUCGGCGAUGGGGGUAUUUUCCUGGUAUAGACGCCCAUCUGACUUUUACAGAUUUCAUGGAGCAGUUUCUCGAUAGCAGGCGGUGCAAAAUAAGAGUUUUUAUGGUGUGGAACAGCCCACCUUGGACUUAUGGUGUCCGGCACCAGCGGGGACUGGAGAGUCUUCUGCAUCAUCAUUGGGAUGCUUGUGUUGUUGUGUUCUCGGAGACAAUGGAGCUCAACUUCUUCGAGGACUUUGUGAAGGAUGGGUACUGCAUUCUUUGUCUAAAACGUGGUGCUUUAAGGUUUAGAGUUGCAGUUGCCAUGCCAAAUCUUGAUGAACUUUUGAAGGACACUCCAGCACAUAUUUUUUCAUCUGUAUGGUUUGAGUGGAGGAAGACAUUACAUUAUCCCAUUCAUUAUAGCGAGCUAUUACGUCUUGCUGCUCUCUACAAAUAUGGUGGUAUAUACCUUGAUUCAGAUAUUAUAGUUCUAAACCCUCUGCAUUCACUGAAGAAUUUUGUUUCAAUUGAGGAUAACACAGGUGGCAAUUCAGUCUUUAAUGGUGCAGUGAUGGCAUUCGAAAAGAACAGUUCUUUGAUGCUCGAGUGCCUAAACGAAUACUAUUCAACAUAUGACGAUACCCUUUUAAGGUGGAAUGGUGCUGAUCUCAUGACAAGAGUUAUAAAAAGGAUUUCUGACAAGGCUGGGAAAUCUUCUUUACAGCUUGACAUAAAGAUGGAACCUCAGUUUGCAUUUCAUCCUAUCAGUUCGAUAAAUAUUACAAGGUACUUCGCAGAGCCUGCUGAUCAAUUUGAAAGAGCUGAACAAGAUGAUCUUUUAAAAAGGAUGCUGAAUGAAUCAAUCACAUUUCAUUUCUGGAAUGGCAUGACAUCUGCUUUGGUUCCUGAACCUAACAGUCUUAUGGAGAGGCUUCUAAAUCAGUACUGUCUCCAUUGUCUUGAUGUGUUGUGAUUUUGCAUGGGUGAUCCGACCUUCCAAACAUCCCUGAACCUAACAGUCUUAUGGAGAGGCUUCUAAAUCAGUACUGUCUCCAUUGUCUUGAUGUGUUGUGAUUUUGCAUGGGUGAUCCGACCAUCCAAACAUCGUGUUUUCCAUUGAAGGAAUGACCUCUUGGUAUGCCCAAGAAACGGGAUGGUGCAAGGGUGCUGAAGUGAAAAUUCAGGACUUGUAAGCAGAAAUCAAAGAGGAGCUGCCUUCAGCUAUGUUGGUCAACUUCUGAAUGACAGAUCUUAAUGAAAUCGAUUAGAUUAGCAUGCGAUGCUGAUGCAAGAAAUAAAAGAGUAACCCGUGGAAUCCAGAUUAGAUGCUUGUGUGACUAAAUAGAGAUUUUGAGCACAAGAAUAGUUAUAUAUUUUUGCAUAUUUGAUAAUUUAGAAGGUGUAGAUUCUUUGAAAUUAUCACUCGAAAAGGUUUCGUCAGUGUGACUUUGAGAAAAAUUGUACAAUUGUUGUACCUUCAACCAUUCAUUAUGUUGAUGUUUCUCCUAAA
Messenger RNA from Musa acuminata subsp. malaccensis (wild Malaysian banana), 2639 nucleotides. RefSeq lists its product as uncharacterized. The record is from RefSeq and is a predicted model, not a curated record. NCBI's taxonomy places the organism in Eukaryota, Viridiplantae, Streptophyta, Magnoliopsida, Zingiberales, Musaceae.